AUUAUUUUUAAUUAAGAAAUCAAAUAUUUAACGAAAAUGUAUUCAGGACAUCAUAUUUCAAAUUUCUGAGAUAUUUUUUUAGAGGGAGAAUUAUAUUACAUCCAUUAAUUUUAGCAAUAGAACAAAAAUGCUUCCAGAUAUAAUCGCCCCAUCUCCAAUCUUAUCCAAUUCGUUUGAAAAUAAAAGGAACUUUAAUUGACAAUAUUUUAAUAAAAAAUAUGUCUGCCGCAUUUUGUCAGCGAAAAUUGUUACUUCAACAAAAACUCCAAAGCAAAUUCGAUGUGAUCAAAACUUUGAAUCAUGCCGAUCCGAUGUCUUCGAUCAAUUCCAAUGACAUCAAUUGUUCCAAUCAUUUAAUCAACAAUUAUCCGGGUGCUAGGUCCUCCAUAGUGCUAAACGGUUCCAUGUCACCCCCUAUUCGUCAUUGCAAAGCGGAGAAAGAACCCAAAAUAUCUCACUCUUCGCCUAAAAUUUCUUCCAAAAAUUGUCAUCCCGCAGUGAUAACCAACAAUAAUAAUAAUAAAAGUUUCGUUUUAUUGGAUGAGGAUAGCGAGAUAAAUAACUUGGAUCACAUAAUAAGAGCGGGUAUAUUCGUGGGCAAGAAUCAAUUUUCUAAAAAUAUGGUUCGAAAGACAAACAACUAUUGUAACUUGGGGUCUGAUAAUAUGGCGAUGUCAUCUAAUAGAUAUUCGCCCUCAUCCACUAGAGUCGUCAAUAAAGUUGCCAGUGACCUAUUCGCUGACCAUAUGGCCUCAAGCACGAGUGGCAUGUUGAAAUCCGAUCAGAAAGAAAAAUUUUCUAGUUGUCAUGAUUUAAGGAUAGCUGCAGAGUCUCCCAAUUGGUAUUUUCCGAACUUGUCGCGAGAUGGUUCUGAAGCGAUUCUAACCUUGGGAAAAGAAUAUGGAAAUGUUUUGAUGAGAAAAAGCACUAGUUAUGAUGGAAACUAUGUUGUUUCGGCACGUUACGAUUGUAAAGGGGUGACAGAAAUCAGGCAUUAUGAAGUAACGAGCUUUUCCUUUGACUCCGGCGAGAAGAAAUAUUUACUUAGGGUCAUAGGCCAACAUCCAAUGUUAGAUUCCUUAGAGUCGGUGCUGGAAUACUUCUUAGGCAUAAAUCCGGGUAUGAGGCCUUUGUGUCAAGAUAAAAUGAAACAUAUUUCAUGGCGGGAAUUGUUAGACUUGACAUCAACAAAUAACCCAAGGGAAAAAAAAUCUGAAGUAAAGAAUACAUUUUCGAAAAAAAUUGAAGAAGGAAAAAUAAAUGAUUAUAGAAGAUUUGGCGGUACAUUCGAAGGCCUAAUUGAACAUAAAACCUUAAAUUAUCUAAGCAAAGGAUAUUCCCAAAACAUCCAAAAUAAGAUGAUGUCGCCUAAUAAAUACAAUAUAAACGAAAUUAUGUCACCCAACAAAUUGGAUAAUUUAGAAAACGAUGUUGGCGAUGAUCUAAAUGUAAAUAUGUGUCUUAAUCUCGAGCAUUUGGACAAAAAACAUAGGCAAAAUGGGAUUAACGAUCAAAUUAGUAAUGUUAGAAUGCAAAGCAAUCUUAAAUUGAGUUGUGCUGAUUCCCAAGAGGAAAUACCAAAUAUUUUAGAAAAGGAAGAAAUUGGUUCUGCUACAAUAAUUACUCCUAACCUAUUGAAACCUAGUAUGUUCAAAGGCGAAAAAUGUUCUUUGAAUUCCAUAAUCAAGAAAAAGGCUAUUGAUAUUAAUAGUGUCUACAAUUUUAAUUUUCAUAAUUCUAACCUGACAUCUCAGUCAGACACAUUGAAGGAAGAGAUAGAAACCAUACCUCUUUCCAUAAAUACGAAAUUUAGAAUGGAUUCUCCAAAAAUAACCAAGUUAGAAAACAACUCAGUUAUGGCAACCAGACUCAUCUCGCCAUCUCAACAUUCUCCAAACGUUCGUUUCCCAUCUAAAGAUGUUAAGUCAAACACAUCUACCCAACUAGAAGUUUCCAGAGUUUUUCUUAGCCCCUCACAAAAAUUUAACUUUUCAAUGAGUGAUAACAACAAUUGUAAAACUGAUGCUAAUAAUAGCAGUCCGACGUAUAAUAAUAACCUAAACAUUCGGAGAUACCAAAAGCGAAUAGACCAUGAGUCCAUGCCAAAAUUAUGUUCUCUCAAGGCCAACAUCAACACCGAAUAUAAAGAAAAAAACCAUUUAGUUUUUAAUGGCAAUGUUAAUAAUAGCGCGAUAAGUGAUAUAAUCAAUGGUAUUAAAAAUAACCCCGUCAAUAAAAAUGAAAAUGUUGAUGCUCCUAUACUGAAUAGUGGCAAUAGUAUUAAACAUAAAGUAAAUACAACUGUAGUAACUAAUCAAGCUAGAAACUCAGAUUACGAAGAUCAAUUACCUUUGCUACUUAAACACAAGAAAGAACAGUUGAGGAAAGUCGAUUGCAACAAUAAGAUAAGUAUAUACGCUACUGAAAAUAAACAAAAACUUAAAGAAGAUAUUCCAGUGAUUGGACCCAUCUCUCCAACCAUAUCAAUCACAAGUGAUAUCAACGAUAGCAAUAUAAAUUCUGUCAGAUCGAGUCCCUCUUUGAAUACUUCUCAAGCGAAAAUAAUGCAACAAUCUUUAAUGAACGAACUGGUUUCGAUAAUGAAGAAUAAAACGAGUGGUGAUAUGGGGAAAUUAUCCAACAAUUUAGUGGCUUCUCCCUCUUUUACUCAAAUUAAUAUAGCUUGUUCUUUGGAUGAUCCGAAUCAAAAGUUAAAGAAAAUAACAACCAACCUUAAAAACAGCAGUAACAAUCACUUGAUUAUAGUUAAGGAUGUCUCUAAUCAAAACCAAGUCGAUGAUAAUUAUUGUGUUGAAAUGGAAAAAAUGUAAUUUUGAAUGAAGAAACUAAUAAAAAGAUUAAUUUGCUAUCAUAUAGUUUUGAUCUUAUCAUAAAUUGUAACUUGUGUGAUUUAAAAUUGAAUAUACUAUUUUUGAGCAAUUUAUUUUUUGUUAACAGAGUAUAUUUAUUAUAUGUAACUUGCCAAUAUUAAAUAAUUAUAUAUUAUAAGAUUUUAAUUAUAUAAAGUUAUAAACAUUUUAUUGAUUUAUAUUUAAAAUGCAAAAUGGUGUGGAAUUGAUUUUUAUAUGUUUAUUGGAAUUUUAUGAUUUCGAAGGGUCGAUUAAGAUCAUUUGCCAAUCUGGAAGUAAAGGUAUGAACCCUUCAAUUUAUUGUGUCGAAUUUCAACCUGAUUAUAUUAUAUUAAGCCUAGUAUUACUAUCAUCGUGACACUUUUCAGUAACAAAAAUAUUAUAUAACUCGUAUUUACAUAAACUUAUAUUUUUUUAAACAUUAAAUAA
Molecule: messenger RNA, 3299 nt
Organism: Gordionus sp. m RMFG-2023
Lineage: Eukaryota; Metazoa; Nematomorpha; Gordioida; Chordodea; Parachordodidae
Product: GATA zinc finger domain-containing protein 14-like
Exons: 9
Coding region: 219-2831 (870 amino acids)
Biological process (GO): positive regulation of B cell receptor signaling pathway; cell surface receptor protein tyrosine kinase signaling pathway
Molecular function (GO): signaling adaptor activity; protein kinase binding
Source: RefSeq, a predicted model, not a curated record